Molecule: messenger RNA, 7702 nt
Organism: Podospora pseudocomata
Lineage: Eukaryota; Fungi; Ascomycota; Sordariomycetes; Sordariales; Podosporaceae
Exons: 2
Coding region: 6887-7702 (271 amino acids)
Molecular function (GO): acyltransferase activity, transferring groups other than amino-acyl groups
Source: RefSeq, a predicted model, not a curated record
CUUGAACUUCUUGCUCAUAUCCUCAACUUCUUUGCUGUCAGCAUCCGUCAGACACUGCAAAUCACCGACCUUGACCUCCUUCGCAUUGCCCUCGCAGAGCUGGUGCACCACUGUCCGGAGCUGCUCCAACACUCGCUCCAUCGUGUCCUUGCUGACCGUCUUGGAGUCGAAACUGGCCAUCACGAAGAAGCCAUCGGAAGAAAGGGAGCACACCAACAUGAGGGCAUACGUGUUGAACUUAAGCGCUUCCUGGGCCGCCUCGCCAUCGCCCGCCGGCACCAACCCGUUGGCCGGUGUCUUGUCGUCAGCCUCGACCUCGCCAGCUGCGGGAUGCAGCACGAAACCAGUACGCAGCUCGCAAGCCUGAAGGGCGUCGUCGCUCAACUUGCGGAUGUGCUGAAGACCGGCAUGUUCGUAUGGGAUCUGACCGACAAUCUGCUCGGCAAUGGUCUGAAGAUAGUGCUCGACGGACGACUCGCGGUUGAUGGUGACCCGCACAGGAACGGUGGUGAUCAUGGGACCCUCGAUCUCUUCGACGCCUACGAUGGGGGCAUUGCGACCAGUCAGUGUCUCGCCGAAAACAAUGUCGUUAUUGCCGCUGCAGUACUGGGAGGCCACCAGAGCCCACGCCGCGCGAACCACGCUGGCAAGAGUGAUGGUGGCACCGGGCACCGAUGGGAGCUUCCGGCCAUCAAGCUUGAUAUCGACUUCGAGGAGGGAGUCGGCCUGGGUCUGGUAGCCCUCAAAGGGAAGACGGGGGAACUGAACACCCGUCGCACCGUCGAGCUGCUCACGCCAGUAAGUGUCGCAUCCUGCACGAUCAAGCCUGUUGUUGAGGUAGUCGAUGAAGUGCUUGAACUGGGCCGCUGGCUUUCUCGGAGCAACACCCUGGUAGGUCUGGUUGACACGGUCAACUACCAGGGGCAUCGACCAUCCGUCGUAGAGAGCAUGGUGCAUGGUCAGUACAAAGUGAUAGACGUCGCCCUCGCGGAUCAUAGCGUAGCGAACAAGCUUCUUGCCGAGACCCAUCUCCUCGUCCCGGUCGUCCUCGAGAUACCUGGCCAACGAUGACGCAGUGCGCCACUGGAUAGGCUCCCUGAUCAAUACUUGCAUGAGACCGUAGUCGGACACCUGAACGAUACGAGUGCGGAGGAUGGCGGAGUCGGCGGCGAUGGCCUCGAAGGCAUUCUGCAACUUCUUGGCGUCUUUGGCAUUGUUCAUCUUGAGCACACGCUGGGCUACAUAGGCCUCCUUGACCUUGGCAGAGAGCGCCAUCAAGGCCUCUUGGAGCGGUGUGCAGGGAUAGACAUCCUCGAUAUCGGCCUUGUCAACCUCGCAAAGCUGGCUGGCCUCGGUCUUUGCCGCCUCAGCAGACCAGGCCUUGUCGAUCAGGGAGAAGGGUGGGACGUCAGCAGCAGCACCACCGCUUCCAGCCUCUGCCUUCUUAGCAACCACAGCCAUAUCCCGGAGGACAGGGUACCGGAAGACAUCGGCAACCGACAGAACAAUGCCUUCAGCGCGAGCAGCGGGAACGAGUCUCAUGGCCCUGAGAGAGUCUCCGCCGAGAGCAAAGAAGCUGUCGCUAACAGUGAUGUCGGUAUGGUCCCCAAGCAACGACUUCCACACAGCAGCCAGUAUCCGCUCCAUCUCGGUCGAAGGGGCACCACCUUCGCUGCUCUUGUUCUUGCGGGCGCUGCCAGUGAUCUGCUCGCGCGUCAUGGCGCCUCCAAGCGCACGAAGCUUCUUGCGAUCGAUCUUGGCAGAAGGCAGCACUGGCAUGUCGCGGAGAGGGAUGAAUGCCGCGGGGACCAUGUAUCGGGGAAGGUCGACACCAAGCGCUUCCUCGAUACCGGUCAGGGCCUUGGUCAGUUCAUCAGAGAAGGUGGCCUCCGCUUCGUCACAUUUCUCGGUUGUGCCGCUCUUGCUGCGAGGCUCGGCCAAAAAGGCCACCAAAGUAGGCUCGGCACCCGCAGGCUUGAUGACCUCAGCAGCGAUCUUGACACGGCUUGGGAGGUGGUGCCGGAGAUGGUGCUCAAUCUCGACCAACUCAACACGCUGUCCACGGAGCUUGACUUGAGCAUCCUUGCGGCCGAUGAAGACAAAGUCACCAGACCCAUCAGCAUCGUACCGAACAAGAUCACCAGUCUUGUAGAGCCGGCCGGUUCUGCCAGGGAUCUCUUUGUGUCCGGCAACCAACCAUAUAGGGUCCUCAAUAAACACCUCAGCCGUCUUCUCGGCCUCACCCAAGUAACCAAGACCAACGACGGGGCCUUCCACCAGCAGCUCGCCGACUGAUCCGACAGGAACCAGACGGUCGUGGUCCUCGGGGUCGACAAUCCAGCCUACACCGCCGACACCACGGCCAAUGUUUCCGGUCGUAAACACCUUGCGCUCGUCCUUGUUCUUGGCAAAGGUGUUGUUGACAGUGCAGCCGACAGUGCAUUCGGAGGGGCCAUACGCGAUAAUGACGCUGGUCUUGCCCUUGCUCCACGCAGCCGCAUCAGAAGCCGAGAUGGCUUCACCGCCCAAUCCCAAGACGUCAAGCUCAGCAAUCACGGCGGGAUCGAGCACACGCGCAACACUGGGUGUCAUAUGCGCCAUGUUGGCGCCACUGGCCCUGAUGGCACCGCCAAGGUCAUUCAUGCGGUCGGCAUCAGAGGGGAUGCAGAUGGUGCCACCGACUGACAGAGUGCAGAGCAUGCAAUCGAUGCUGACAUCGAAGGCAUAACUGGCAAACUCGAAGCACUUGGUAGAAGACUUGUACCCCACCGCCUCAGCACGGGGAAUAGCACCGCUGGUGAAGUUGGCGUGAGAAACAACGACACCCUUGGGCUUGCCUGUGCUGCCAGAGGUGAACUGGAUGUAGAGAGGAGAGGUGACAGUCGGGAUAGUGGGCAAUGGGGGGAGCUCGCCCUCGAUAGUGGAGAAAGACUGGAACAGCUCCUCGUUCACCGUUACCACCUGGCUGCCAUCUUCAGGAACAAGACGCUUCGCCAGCUCAGUCUGAGCGGCGGAGGCAACGACCAGCUUGCCGCCGGUUUGCUCCACCAUGGCGCGCAGUCUGCCCUCUGGCUGAGAUGUUGGGUCCGUCAAGGCAAAUGCGCCACCAGCCUUCAUGAUGGCCAACAAAGCGACGAUGGUCCACCGGCACUUUUCGAAACAUAGCGGUACAUUAACACCAACUGUGAUGCCCUGAGAAACAAGGUAAUGCGCCAGGCGGGUAGACAUGAGCUCGAGCUCGGCGUAGGUCCAUUGGCCAUCCCACGAGGAAAGCGCAAUCUUGUCCGGGCGAGCGGCGGCCUGCUCAGAUAUGAUGUCUUGCAUCGUCCGGUCGAUCAGAGGGGGCAUUUCGGCGUUCCAGGCCCAUAUUUGGUCGAGGUCACGGCCGAGGGGCUCGAGGAGGGCCGAGAUGGGGGUUUCAGGCUGAGUGGUGAUGAUAUUAACCAGUUGAAUUAGGGUGUCGAGUCUGUCUCCGGCCUGCCGGGAGUUGAGGGAGUCGGGCUUUUCGGUGGUAGGGUAAACGCCCUCGAGGGUGAGGGCAGAGGCAUGCUUGGAAACACGGAGUUGGAAGUCGAAUUGCUGGGGAUUGUCAGUCAGUCGUGUUUCAGGGGGGGUCAAAAGGUGGAGUCCAUACAGAUGGUCCAGCCGUCUCUUUUUGGGGAAAGGAGGUCUCUCUCUCGUCAUUGAAGAAGAGGUAGAGGAGCCCUGGGCGGGCGAUGUUCUCGGUUGAGGUCUUGACGGCCUGGAGGAAGGUUGAAACAGACUCUGAUCGUGACCUGGUCAAUUCGAGACCGAGGGCUUUGAGGGAAAAGCGGGUGGAGAUCUCCGAUGGUGAGCCUUGCGACUUGUGGCCCCAGGAAAAUUGUUCUACUCUGUCGUCGUCGCCUCGUUGUCUUUGGAGGAAAGCACCCCAGGCGAGAAGAAGGGCGUCGAGGGCAGACUCUGAUUCGGGUACUGGUAGCGUCCUGGUAACAGAGUCUAGAGGAAUGGUCUGGGUGUCGAGCUGCAUAGCAUCGCGGCGGAGGCCACCCAGAAUGCCGGGUGCGUGCUGGGCGAGAUGCAUAUUGUCUGGUAUGUUAUGCCGAGCUGGCUACGGGAAGGGACACGACUGUCGGUAAAUUCCCGCUUUCUAUCUCUUGUCGAGAGGUUCUUUGCCGUGUCGUGGUAGCGUGUGGUGACGUUACAGGACAGGAUCAACGCAUGGGGGUGGGCAGCGGGAUAUCCCUUUCUGCUACUUUUUGUUCGAGGGAGAAUGCUGACAAGAGAGGUACAAUAAUCGGGGUGACACUCUUCUUGCAGUUCUUGAUACAGAGAGGAAAAAGGAAAGAAAUCAGGAGAGGGAAAGACCAGGUAUGACCGGCAACUUUUCACUUUGGUGAACCUGCAUCUGCUAGACUAGCGAAUCCAACCCAUCCAUGUUUGGAUAUGUAUGGGCGCUGGAUACUAGCCGGAAUGAUACCCCAUUCCCGGGUCUUCACUACUAGACCUUACGACAAGAAAUAAAAACCCCGCUCUUGAAGGGUCUGGGGCUAGGUUCAGGUUUGUUGGACAUUGGCUCGUGAUUCUCGAGCCCUUGAAUACGGCAAGAUGACACGCCGAUGGUCGGGACUAGCAACUACUUUCCUGGAUGCAAGACGGGAAGGAGGGCGCGGUAUCGACUCGACCGAUGAACCGAGAUGGCUUCCUCGCCGGCCUCUAGCUCCCUUCUGUCUCCGCAAGCGAGACUUGGCCAUGUGUGUGACCAGGUUCAUGGCCUUUUGCUCUCUGCGAACAAGUGGGUACGGAUCUGUGAAGAUGGCGUGGCCGGGCAUGUGGCGAGAGGGAUAUCCCCAUCCCAUCCCAUCCCAUUGUGCCUUGUUGCAGGCAAAGAUGUGCGAUGCCGUACGAGAAGGAUACAGGUAUGUAUGUACGUACGGUAUUAAACUAUAACAAACAGAAACAGGCAAAAAGGGGUUCAAGGUGAUGGUGUGUGUGUAUGUAGUAUGUGAUGUCACGCUGCGGAAGACAGUCGGCCGAGCGUUUCUCAUGAAGGGGAUUCCCUCAUCUGGAUGUGGCCCCGAACCAUUGACCAAUGCAGUGGGUGGGGGAAGGUGUGGCUUGCUAUUGCUCAUUGGAUGGGUGAGUAGAGUAGUGGUGGUGGUGGCAGAAGUCCUGUGCUCCCAGAACAUGUGGUAGGUGGUGGUGAUCAAGAAAGGGUGUGAAGGGAGGUGGGGUGAGGGGAAAAAAAACAUCAGAAAAAAAAGCCGUUGCUGAAACCCCGAUUCCAUAUCUCGACAGGGGUUCAGGAGAGCGUGUGGAGUGGAGUUUGGUCAACAGGGGGUCCCUGGACGAGGGACGGAUCAGAUAACUUUACUGGGCAUCGUGUCAUUGGGUGGGGUUGUGGCUCCAUCGAGGGACGUCAAUGCCGAGGGUUGAAGUUUUUGAGCGAGAUUUUUGAGAUUGGCGGGUUUGUUGGAGUUGGUUUUGAGGGGGAGUGCUGAUCUUGAGAUUCCUGCAGGACUGCGAUAUUGGAAGAGGUUCAAGGUGCGGUGAGUGUUUGGGCAACUUGGAGAUGUGGUUGUGUAAGUGAAAGGGGUUGGCUUUUCCUCUGAGCCAAGGAGGCGUCCUUAUUGCCGCCCGCUAUGAGCCGCACUUUGGGGGGUUGCUCCGGCUUCGGCUUCGGGCCAACACAACGCGGGUUUUGUCACAGCGGUGAUGAUAACACCGAGCAUUGAGUUGUCAAGAAUGAGAAGCCAGCGUUUUUGAGGCCGAUGACUUGGGAGCAUAGAGAACAAGACAAAUCUUGAAGUCAUGAGCUCCCUCCCCCCCCCCCACGCGAGUCCCUAGAAAUUGAGAUUGUGCAACCACGGCCGGUAGCCACUGACGAAAACAGACAUGGUGCUUGGCUUGCUUCUCAGACAAGAUAUUCAGAGAGGGUCUCGCUGCUAUUUAACUUUUCUUCCAAGGCCGCAAAGCCGCCCCUUCUUCCCGGGGCGGUGUCACGGGUCAACUCAGGCCACGGAGAAAAGAGACGAUCCUUCUGAUCGGGUUCUUCCCGAAGGAUUUGCCAUUUUUCUUGAGAUGAUGAUGAUCAUCAUCAUCACGCGGGCCCUGAUUCUGGAGUUUGAUGAUGCUUUAGGAAGGAGGGAUUCUCUCACGGCAGUCACGGCUACGUUACCACCCCUACAGCUGCUUGGUUGUUGUUGUUGUGUUGUUGCGAGAUCCAGUCCCACUGUCACUUUGUGGGUGAGUAGGUGAGGUCUCAACAAACCGGAAGGGAUUCCACCUAUGGAGUAUCCCCGCAAGCGUACCAUCAGGAGGUACCUACCUAACGUAGCGAUCAUCACAUCUUCAUCAUCCCGCGCGCGGCGGCGGAGGAGGUAGGUAGGCAUUCAUAUCGGCUAUGUUGACGCGGCUUCUCUGUUGGCGAUGCAGCAUCUUACCUCCGAGAUGCGGUAGUUUUGCGGCAUUACCCGUCACUAGGGGACCUGGAAAGGUGAAGUGAUCGGCACUGUACAUUUCUCUUGUCAGGGCGGCAAUAUGCCGUUGUGGGUUAUAGUAGAUGAAUUUGCAAACGCCGCUUACGUUUUGUGAGGUGCGAAAAGGGAUCUGCGGUUCGGUGAGGUUGCAUCAAGGUAACGUGCACACAGGAUAUGCGGCGGUUGCGGUUUUUUGAUGGUGAGGAAUGGGGUAGGUAGAGAGAGGUGAGACGAGUAAGACGAAUGAGGGCCUUGAUGGUCCGGGGGGGUUGAUAUAUCUUGUGCUUCUUGUCUGCUUUUGUCGCGGUGUGUUGAGUUGAGGGUGUUGUUGUUCUGUCUUAGUGUUUGUUAGUCUUAUACUUCACCUCGUGUUUAUACCUCUUAUACAUUCCUCCACCUAUUACGGUAAGAGAGACAAACCGCCCAAAAUGCCUUACCUCGUCCUCCCAGCCCUCAUCCCCGACAUCCGGCCCUGCUACGACGCCUACUUUGCCGCCUUCACCACCGACCCCUCCGGCUCUUUAUUGCUCGACAUCCUCUUCCCCUCGGGCGUCACGUCCGACGAGUUCCGCGAGGCGCACACCAACGGCACCCUGCAGUGGUGGCACACCUCCGAGACGCAGUACACCUACAAGUGUGUCGACUCGGAGACGGGUGAGAUCAUCGGCAUGGCCCUCUGCGACGUGUUUGUCAAGCCUAGAACAGAAGAGGAGCGCAAGAUGCCAGAGAUUGGGUGGCUUCACGGGGAGCAGAGGACACGGGCGGAGAGGGUGCUGGACGGGCUUUGGGGUGCGAGGGAGAGGAUUAUGGGGGGGAGGCCGUAUGUUUACAUCCACGCUUUUGCCGUUGACCCCAAGCACCAAGGCAAGGGAGCUGGCUCUACUCUUGUCCAGGCCAUUGUUGACCUCGGAAACACUAUCGGACUGCCCAUCUACCUCGAAGCGACGCCCACAUCGGAAAACGUGUACUUCAGAAAGGGCUUCAGGAGAGUCCCCGCGGAGAUAGCCCAGGUGGUUCACGAGGCGGCCGUGUUAAGGACCAAAGAGGACGUGGAGGUACCGCUCAUGGUGAAACUGCCGCAGGGUGUGUAUGGAGUCAAGGUUGAUGGGAGAAAGUUGGGGGAGGUGUGGGCGGAGUGGCAGGAGGAGAGGAAGCAACAGCAGCAGCAGCAGCAGCAGCAGCAGCGCCAACAACAGGUUCAACAACAACAACAACAACAACCAGACGUUGAGGUUAGACCAUAA